AGAAGAAGAAGAAGAAGAAGAAGGUGCGUUCCACUUAUCGCCCGUAACGCCCAGACGACGGCUACUGGGAUAGGAUAUUGGGGCAUUUUGGGCGUUUUGGGCGAUAAGUGGAACACACCUUUAGUCUCACAGACAAAGGACGAGCCAAAAUAAAAGAAGACUUUACAGAAUGUUUGCGUCGUUUGCAUUUCCGUCCGUGGCGAUUACACGCUCUCAUGACUUGACAUCGGGGUUAUCAGCGAUCUGAUCCUCAUCACGAAGAAAAUCAAGAACCCGAUUGUGCGGGGAUAUUUGUUCGACAACUACAAGUGCGUUGCUGGAUCAAGAUAAGAGGAAAAUAAGACCAUACGUAAAACACAUUCAUUACAAAUAUUGCAGGGGUUCGAAUUUUCUGCAUAAGUAUGGAGCCACCACCACAAUCUGUAGCCUAUUCGAAAGGGUCUGCUACACCAAAUUCAUUAACGGUAUCAGCUCAGGUCCACCACAUUACGGACUUUGCAUGGACACUUACUGAUUGGGUAAACCUCUGUAAUACCACAUACGCACAAGGAGUACGAUCUAAGCUUUUUCGAGUUGACGGUAUUGAUAACUGUACUUGUCAAAUAUCUAUUUUUCCAAAGAAUUCAACAAAGUCUUUCUGUAUAGAAUUUUCAGAUUCUCUAGAUGUUUUGGGAAUGCGAAUGACCAUACAUUUAAAUAAUUAUCACUAUGAAUGUAUCCAAUCGUACCCUGUUCCGAGUAGUAUUAUUCUCUCAGGGUCCUCACAUUUCAAGAAAGUAUCAGGAUACAAUGAUUAUUAUAAUCACCAAAACACGACACUGGAUUAUAUAUUGAAAAACGGUGUUUUGUCUCUCUCAGCUUCCAUUAAAGUAAAAUUUGAGGUGUCAAUCUUUCCGCAUAUUCACAAUUUUCAAAAACAUAAAACGAAUGUUACAAACUUGCAAACUAUGUUCGAUAACAAGAUCUUCUGUGAUGUCACUUUCGUGUUUGAGGAUUGUGAAUUGCCUGCCCACAAAAGUAUUCUUGCAGUACACAGCAAAGUUUUUGAAGCAAUGUUUACAAAUGAAAUGAGCGAAAAGGACACAGGCAGAGUUGAAGUGCUGGAUAUAAGCGCUGAGAUAUUCAAGGCUUUUCUAAAAUACUUGUAUACUAGAGAAAUAGACUUGAAGAGAAAUGUCACAGAAAUUUUAGUUGUGGCAGAUAAAUAUGAGGUUUGUGAGUUAAAAGACCUGUGCGAAAAAUAUAUGUUGGCAAAUCUUAGUGAGCUAAUCGUUGUGGAGUAUUUGCUCAUUGCGGAUAAACUAUGUUGUACUGCAUUGAAAAAAAAAUCUCUUACAAUGCUGCAAAACAAUGCCAUUCUAUUAUGCAAUGUAAUUCGAAAUGAAAGUUAUGAGACAUUUAUGUCUUUGAAAAAGAUAUUUUUCGAAGAUUUCUCCAAAAACUUUACAAUUCAGCUGAGAAAUAAUUUGCAUCAACUUUCUUUGAAGUGAAAUCCACAUAAAAUUUGGUAUCGACACCAGUUAACUGGUAAUUGCAUUAUUUUUUUCUAUUAAGAAAUAGGGAAGUUUAACGAUUUUUUGAUUAUACUAUAAUCUGAUGACUGCGAUAUGAGGGCAAAUGAUUUUCAGUUUCAACUUGCAUUGAAUUUAUGGAUAUCUCCUAGUUUUAAGUAUGCGAUAUUGUUUCACUCAUUCCUUUGUAUUUGUUAAAGCCGUAGCUUUAAUUUCAUGUCUUCAGCAAUGCGUCAUUCAAAGACUUAAAAUUAGUAAUACCGAAACUUUGUAUUUCACCUCCGGUAUCUUCAUUAUUUCUUGCAUCUUUAUAAAUUAGCUUGCUAAUGUAAAACUAUAGUUUGUAACAAAUCGAUGACAGAUAUUCAUUGCGAAGCCAGUCUUCUAAUAAUAGUAUGAAUAUAAAGUUUGUUUAAUGAAAAGACAAUAAAGCAAUCGCAUUUUAAUUUUCAAA
Molecule: messenger RNA, 1965 nt
Organism: Venturia canescens
Lineage: Eukaryota; Metazoa; Arthropoda; Insecta; Hymenoptera; Ichneumonidae
Product: TD and POZ domain-containing protein 5-like
Exons: 3
Coding region: 402-1490 (362 amino acids)
Biological process (GO): proteasome-mediated ubiquitin-dependent protein catabolic process; regulation of proteolysis
Cellular component (GO): cytoplasm
Molecular function (GO): ubiquitin protein ligase binding
Source: RefSeq, a predicted model, not a curated record